GUUGCCUACCUGCGCCCAAAAUUAUUGUGGAGGACGAUUUUUUACGAGAAUUUGUCAGCUACCGUGUACUACACCUAGCUCGAUACACCAUAAAUCGGCUACAAAAAUAUAUUUUUUACCUCCAGACUGGUCAGCGUUUAAAAGAAUGUCAAGCGGACGUAAAGCUUCGGUGACGAGUGAUGUGGUAGCCAAAGCAGUCGAUGUGGAUCUGCCUUCAGUUCUGGCCAAGCUUACCACAACUGACACUCUUUACCCCUUCUCACAAGUACUACGACUUCGAGUUCUACAGGUUGUAUGCGGUAUAUCAGUUUUGAUAAUGGGAGCAGUAGCGUGUAUUGCUGAUAAGACUGCAGUUAUGAAGCUGGGCCUGGGAGUUCCUGCUGGUAUUUUCACUGUUUUAGCUGCAGGUGCGAGCAUUCACACGAGCCGUGGUUUCAGCGGCUACCGGUCGUCCACGUGUUCGCCAGGCUCGGCUCUGAGGGUGCUCGGUCCCAACGCUCAAAUCGCGGCUAUCCUCACGCUCUUCUGGAGUGUCGCCUUCUCACUGCAGAUUGCGCUGCUGGUCCAGUGUCUCAUCACAAUCCAGCAUUCGGGGAAAGCCAGAGGCAAGGAGACAAACUUCACAGUGGCGGUUAUCCAGCUGGUGCUGUCGGCUUGCGUGUUGGUGGCGGCUGUGAUGAUUGUCCGCAUCGACUGCCUGCACGACCCGGACUGACCGGACGCCAUGGGUGGCCGCGGGGCGGGGGGUGACCAGGGCGGAUCCGCCACCGGCGUGUCCAUGGUUCCCGUCGCGUCCAGCUCCGAGGAGAAAACGGCGGUCGCUUCCAACAAUGACCAGCUGCUAGCCGUCGACAGUGACAAUGGCAGUUCUCGUGCCUGAAACACAGAGACAGACGUUCCUUUACAACAUUGAGUGCCGUUUGCAUAGUUACAGUUUAAACUAAAUUUCAUCUUGAAACUGAAACUAACGUUUGUUAUAAUGUGGUUCAUUUUGAGUUUAAUCCACCAGCUGAUUAAAUACAGGUUAAGCUUUGACUGUGCAAACGGCCAUAUUGUAUUAUUUGAGAUGAAAGGAUAGCACACACACCUUCCUCAGCUUCGUCUAAAAACAUUUACUGUAUUAGAACUAUUUGAAAUGAAAAAAAGACUUGAAAAAAAGAAGUGAUCUAGAAAAAUGACACCACACCAACAGAAGGAUACGGUAAUACUUCUUCGCUUGAAAUUUGUCAAGUUCUAUACUCUAAUGGUAUACGUGUUUGAAGAAGAAGCAGCAUACAGACUUGUGCGCCACUUAAUAAGCAUCAGCUUAUGGAAAGUGUGAUGCGCGUGUUCGUGGCGUUCAAGUCUGUACGCAUCUUGAGAUGUAAUAGCGUUUCGUUUACAUUAACGCUUGUAAAACGUUCGUUUACAACGAUGUAAUGCUUUGUUUACAAAGAAUUAAAAAGUUUGUCAACUUCUACUUUAUUGCACUUUUAUACUGUCUUAGUUUUUAUUUUAUCAAAAAUUGAUUUCCAAUAAAUUGAACAUUUUAACUAUUGAAAGUAAACACUGUUUUGGAAGAGGAAGAUAUGUUUGCUUUUCUCUUGCGAGGAAUGUAUGUGAGAUACGAUUAGUGAUAAUAUGGAAAUAAUGUUAAUAGAUGUGUGUUUUCUUUCUCAAAUUUGUUGCCAACGCGAAUGAAUUCUGAGUUAAACUCACCGAUAAAAUCUUGCUGAAAUUGAUGAGGUGCGAACCUGACAUCAUACCCGAGCUAGCCAGGUCACUAGGCAAUUAUUUCAUUUUUAGCAAGUCAUCAUAUUCAUGUGGGAAAUAUUUAUUCAUUCUUUACCCUACCUGUAACUCUACCUUCUAAAAACUUGAUCCCUUUUCAUUUUCAUUUUUGAAAUGAAUACUUUUUUAUUAGUUACCACUCUAUAUCUCGUGAUAUUCCAUUAUUCUAAAUAAAUAAUGAGAGACUCUAGUAUAAAGUAUUAUUGUUAUUGUGCACUGCGGUAUUGUACAUGAUUUCGUUUUAAAACAACUUUAUUAGUAUUUACUAUCGACUAUUCUGAAGAUGAUCGAAUAAACUAACUCAAUCUACUGUAUUGUAGAAAGAUUCAUUCAGAAUUCUAUCUCAAUGAGAGUUUAUUGCCCCAAUGAUUUGACAGCACUAAACGCUCAGCCUAAGAAAACUCCAUUUAAGUACUGACUUAUUCUUUCAAUCCUUGAUAGGGAUGUUACCUGAACCAUACUCGUGCUCAAUAUAUUUUACUUAUUAUCCAAGUUAAGAAAAUUAAAUAUUGUGUACUGGAUGAGAUCACCUUGCUACAUGAGAAUUCUCUACCCUAUCAAAUACUAUAUCACAGUAAUCAUUGUAAACAAUAACUAUAGAUAAACUUGAGAAAAAUGAAUGUCAUUUAAUAUAUAUUAGGAACAUUAACAAAUUUCCGUAUGAUAAUGAGAUGCUAGUUUUCAUUGAGAAUAAAAUAUUAUCAUAAUUCUACUAGAUAAAAAAUUGAACUUAAUGUAAUAAUAAUAUGAAUCAUCAACUAUGUGCAGUGAAUCGAUAUUGUGUUACGUAUUAAAAACUGUGAAUCGAUAUUGCUAAUUUUGAAAUGUAUGUAUUUUUGUAUCGCAUAAAAUCAUAACUAUUGGUGUAUCAUGUUAA
Molecule: messenger RNA, 2647 nt
Organism: Nilaparvata lugens (brown planthopper)
Lineage: Eukaryota; Metazoa; Arthropoda; Insecta; Hemiptera; Delphacidae
Exons: 5
Coding region: 146-715 (189 amino acids)
Source: RefSeq, a predicted model, not a curated record